Molecule: messenger RNA, 1203 nt
Organism: Haliotis rufescens (red abalone)
Lineage: Eukaryota; Metazoa; Mollusca; Gastropoda; Lepetellida; Haliotidae
Exons: 3
Coding region: 46-849 (267 amino acids)
Source: RefSeq, a predicted model, not a curated record
AACAGUCAAGGCUGUUCUCAUCUACAUUUGGUGUUCGUAUACUUCAUGAUGGCGUGUUUGGUUAGAUUUCUGACGUGCUUGCUCUUUUGCAUCUUCAAGGUGGUGUCAACUGCAUCUGUUCCCAGUGCAACUGAGAUGAAGACAUCUUUGCAGGACACGCAGGAGAUGGCGGAGAACCUGACACAGCGCAUGGAUGCAAUGUCUGCCAUGUUCAGUGAAAACGUGAGACUGAUGAACAGCGCUGAGAUCCGGUUGCGUCACACCAUGGAUGUGGACGGAGGACUCGUGGACACCCAGACUAAGCUUGAACGUCGUGGUGGUGCCGUCUACACACGAUGGGGGCAUGACACGUGUCCGGGGGGAUCCUAUCUCGCUUACAGUGGUUUCACGGUUGGGGGGCAUCAUUCCCAUGCUGGAGCGGGUUCUAAUAUCCUCUGCACUCACCCCGAGCCUCAGUUUGAAAAAACCUUCGCCAGAAACACGAGUUCAUACAACUUCUUGUACGGAGCAGAGUAUGAACAGAUCUGGAGAUCAGAUCUCGCAGACCAGGACCCCCCAUGCGCUGUGUGCAGAAGUGCCACUCGAACGUCUGCCAUCUUGGUUCCUGGAAGACACGAGUGUAUGGAAGGUUGGAACACAGAGUACUGGGGAUUCCUUGUUGGUCCAAAACACGAUGAUGCUGGGAAUUCUGAGUAUAUUUGCCUUGAUUCAGACCCAAAGUCAAUUGAAGGGGGGUACGCGAGCCAUGACGGACGUUUGUUGUUCAAUGUCGAGUACCAGUGUGGAUCCCUGCCGUGUCCCCCAUACAAAAACACGUACUUCGUCCCCUGCGCUCUCUGCACUAAGUGAAAGCAAAUUCUUUCGAUAUUUUCAUUUUAUUUGAUAGUCGUAAAAUGGAAACAGCUGUAAUGUGUAUACUCCGUUGUUAUAAAAUCAUGUGUAUUUCCUAUGUGGCGAGUCAUUUUUGAAUUGUGAUAUCAAAAGUGAUACAUGAUGCUCUCUUCGUGAAAACGCGCUGCUGAAAAACCUUUAUAUCACCAAUAUGUGUUUUGUUUCGUAAUUCUUGCAACGACACAAUGUGAGCUGGGUAAGUGACACUGAAAAGAAGCCUUACAUAAUAUAUAUAAUCCACCAUUUAACACACAGUAACAGGUCAAUCAUUUGUAUCUAAUUCAAAAAUGCAAAAUAAAAUGUAACAAUUUA